Molecule: messenger RNA, 2499 nt
Organism: Leptosomus discolor (cuckoo roller)
Lineage: Eukaryota; Metazoa; Chordata; Aves; Leptosomiformes; Leptosomidae
Source: RefSeq, a predicted model, not a curated record
UUUGAUCCACAUGAUUUGUACACCGGAGAACAGUUCUCCAAAGUCCUGAGUACAUUAACAGCUGUAAAUAAAGCUACUGAAGAUCAGCUGUCAAAAGGGCCAUGUUCACAUCUAUUGUCUCUUAGCUCUGCGGCUGGAGGUCCCCACGCUGACUCCAACAGCACAGCUUCACAAUCAGCGAGGGUGUUAAGGAGACAGUCCAAGCCUGUGGAGAUGACCGAGAAUGGCAGUCAUCAGCUGGUGGUAAAGGCCAGGUUCAAUUUUAAGCAGACCAAUGAGGAUGAACUCUCUGUUAACAAAGGAGACAUUAUUUAUGUCACCCGGGUUGAAGAAGGGGGCUGGUGGGAAGGGACCUUGAAUGGAAAAACAGGCUGGUUCCCAAGCAACUACGUCAGAGAAAUCAAAUCUGCCGAUAAACCACUCUCUCCCAAAGCAUUAAAAGGACUUGAAAGCACUCAGCUGACAAAGAAUUAUUACCCUGUGGUGUUGCAAAAUAUUCUGGAAACAGAACGAGAUUAUGCGAAGGAACUACAGUCACUUCUGGGAACUUACUUAAGACCCCUCCAGUCUUAUGAUAAGCUCAGCGCCGUGGACAUUGCGUCAUUGCUGGGAAAUGUGGAAGAAAUCUCUGCAUUUCAGCAAACACUGAACCAAGCCUUGGAAGAAGUUGCAAAGCUCCCUGAGAACCAGCAGCGCGUGGGAGGCUGUUUCAUGAACCUGAUGCCCCAGUUCCGCUCCCUGUACCUGACGUACUGUGCUAACCACCCGUCAGCAGUCAACGUCCUCACGCAACACAGUGAUGAGCUGGAGAAGUUCAUGGAGAGCCAGGGUGCAGCCAACCCAGGCAUUCUCAUCUUAACCACGAGCCUCAGCAAACCCUUCCUGAGGCUGGAUAAAUAUGUGACACUGCUGCAGGAGUUGGAGCGGCACAUGGAGGAGGCGCAUGCAGAUCAUGAAGAGGUUUUGAAAGCCGUCACAUCCUUCAAGUCCCUUGUGUCACAAUGCCAGGAGCUGCGGAAGAGGAAACAACUCGAACUGCAGAUCCUUUCUGAAUCCAUCCAGCGUUGGGAAGGAGAGGACAUAAAAACAAUGGGAAACAUCAUCUACAUGUCUCAGGUUAUGGUACAGUGUGGGGGAAGUGAGGAGAAGGAAGAGCGAUACUUCUUGUUGUUUUCAAACGUUUUGCUGAUGCUGUCUGCAAGCCCACGGAUGAGUGGGUUCAUCUAUCAGGGAAAGCUGCCUUUGACAGGAAUGACACUGACAAAGCUGGAAGAUGCUGAAGGGAACGAGCACAUGUUUGAAAUUGCAGGGAACAUGACGGAGCGGAUCACUGUGUCCUGCAGCACCAGCCAGGACUUGCACGAUUGGCUCGACCACUUGCAAAGGCUGACCAAAGGGAUGUGCAACACUGUAUCCAAAACACAGUCCUGGAGUGCUCAUUCGACAUUUAGUUCAGCUGGACAGAUCCGUGGGCCUCUGGAACCCCCCAAAAUCCUCAAGCCCUGGAGCUUGAGCUGCCUCCGUCCUGCUCCUCCACUCAGACCAUCGGCAGCGCUGAGUUACAAAGAGAGGAUGUCUUAUAUCUUAAAGGAUUCCAGCAAAAGUCCGAAAACAAUGAAGAAGUUUCUUCCAAAAAGGAAAACUGAGAGAAAACCAUCUGAUGAAGAGUUUGUUAUUCGGAAAAGUACUGCUGCGCUGGAAGAAGAUGCUCAGAUCCUGAAGGUGAUCGAGGCAUACUGUACCGGGGCAGGCUUCCAGCAAGCUCUCAGCUCAGGCUCCCGUAAAGACUCCAUCCCCCAAGUCCUUCUUCCUGAGGAAGAGAAAAUCAUUGUAGAGGAAACACGAAGCAAUGGCCAGACUGUCACAGAGGAAAAGAGCCUUGUUGACACGGUUUAUGCACUGAAAGACGAAGUCAAAGAACUAAAGCAGGAGAACAAAAGGAUGAAACAGUGUUUGGAGGAAGAGCUUAAAUCCAGGAAGGACUUGGAGAAGCUGGUUAGAAGGCUGCUGAAGCAGACGGAUGAGUGUGGCAGGGAGGACACGGGGCGCAAGUCAUCCCUGAUCGCCUGAAUUCGGGGAGAAGCUGCUGGCAGUGGUGUGUGACCUCAGGUGUUUCUUGGGAAGCGGAACUGGAUCCUUUGCCUCUCCUUGCUCCUUAUUUUGUUGGUUUUGGGAAUUUCGUUACCAAAAAAAAAAGUCAUAGAGGAAAAAAAAGAUAGGUUUUCUUCCAUCCAAUAAGGAAAUAAACCAGAAUCAAUCGAUCACAACUAAACCAGUAAGCAAGCGGUCCAUGAUUCACAAUUCAUCUGUGGCAACUAAUACCUCAUCGUACCUGCUACUGGGAGCAAAUACAAACUCUGCUAGCGAUUGCCGCUCACAAAGGGUUUGUCAGCAGUUUCCUAGAGGAAGCUUAAGCACUUUUAAAUGCUUUCAUUCUUUUCAAAAGCACCGGUACCUAUUUAUUGAAUGAAAACAUUAUUGAGGCGGCAUUGAGCAGAA